AUGAGAAAGAGAGAUUUUGCCAUGUUUGCCUUGGUGUGCUUGCUUCUUGUGAUAGCCUUGAAUCAAGAAGGAAGCAUUACUUUUGAAAAGGCUUUUUUCUUUGCACAAACUUCAAAUCAACAACCACUACUGGUGAAAACAGGGCAAGCAGACUUAUUACCAAAACCGAUUGUUACAGAUAUUGAUGGUGAUGGAUAUAAAGAUUUGAUCACGAGCAGUGAGAAUGGAAAAAUUUAUAUCGUUUCUCUCAAGACAAUUUCUUCAUCGCUAUUAGUACAUCAAGAUUUAUUUAAUCCAAUUACUGAGGAAAAAUCAUUCGAUGUCAAUGAAAGGGAUAAAAACAAAGGAACGGUUCAUCAUUCGAUAAUUGGUCUGGGGCAUGGUCAUAUCAAGGUAAAGAAAAAGAAGGGACAAAGAGGAACAAAAAGAGUUGUGGCUGUUCUUUCAAAUUGGAAAGUAUUAUGUUUGGAUCAUGAUUUAAAUUUGAAGUGGGAGUCUGAUCUUUUACAACAGGUGGUUUCGGAUAUGAAACUAACAGAUGUGGAAAUUGAAGAUCUUCGAAAUGAUUUCAAACCUUUUGAAGUUUUGGUUGCAUUAUAUCCUUGGAGAGUUCAUGAAAACGAUGAAGGAAUGGUUAUUGUUGGUUUCCGGAAACCUCAAGAGAUGUUUGAAAAUGAUAAGAGAAAAGCUGAAGAAACAGCCACACAAUUUUCCUAUUAUUGCUUUGAUGGAGCAACGGGUCAAAUUCGAUGGAAACACCAAUCAAACCACAAGAAUUGGGAUGACAAUGAAUUUUAUGAGCAACAUUCUUUCAAAUUGAACGCUCAACAACAUUUAAGCGAUUCUGGAGAAGUAAUAUGGAGAGAAUACAAGAAAAAGAUUAUGCAUCAUUUACCUCAUGUAUUCAGACAUCCUUAUGACACGUCAGCAAUUUUAGAUAAUUUCCAACCUACUAAAAAGGCUAAAGUAUCUAAAAUUAAGGAGAGAGAGGAAAAACAUGAUUAUGGAGAAUUAACUGAAAAAUUGAAGACUGCUGUACAGCAAAUUACAACAAAAGUGAAAGACACAAAUGAGAAAUUGAAAAAGAAUAUUGAACUAAUGAAAAGAUUUGAGAAAAUACCAAAUGUGUUGGUGGCUCAUCUUUCAAAGGGUAUUCAAGUUAUUCACUUGUACACUGGUAGAACAUUAACUCAGUUUUCUCCUUUGAAGGAAAAUACUGUUUAUCAAGAUAUCAACUUUGAUGGUAUGAUCGAUGCUGCUGAAGCACAAAUCUGCAAGGCAAAGAUUGAAAGUGGCGCACCAAAUCCAUAUGACACCUUGUUCAGAAAGUCCGUAUGUAAACUACAUCCAACCUCAUUUGCUGAACAAUUUUCAAUCCCUUUCCUCAUGUCGAAUGAGCAACAAGAAAAGCAAAGCUUUGACGAUGAUGAUGAUUAUGAGGAUGAACAAAUGGAUGUUGUCACACCAGCUCUCGUUGAGCAUUAUUCUACAGAACAAAAGCCACAGUUCAGAGCAAGAGAUUUGAUCUAUUUAACGUCUACAGGAUUAGUAACAGCCAUUACAUUCGAUCGUAAAAACAGUCCCAAUGGAGAACCUAAAUUUAGAGUGAAAUGGCAAGUGAUGUCUCCAUCUUCUUUCAGAAGAGAACGAGUUUUGGUUGAGUCUGGAGCCGAGACUGAAUCAUUCUUCCCUGAAAUUGUCGCCUUCCCACUCAGAAAGUUCGAAACACAUUCAUUCAUUCUUGCAGUUGGUGAGAAGAGACUCACUGUUAUUGAUCUCUUUGGAAAUAUUCAACAGAUUAUUGAACUUCCUCACCCCUCUAUUGCUCCUAUUCAGCUGGUUGAUAUUAAUGGAGAUCAAGUGCUAGAUAUCGUAGUGACCACGAAGCAAGGAAUUUAUGCUUAUAUUACUCGUGUGCAUACAGGAAUGUCUGUACUUACUUUCCUUAUUGUUUCUCUCUUUUGUGAUUGUUGGAUUGUUAUACCUAUCCACCUAUAUUCAAUUGAACGACCCUUUCUAUCAUCGAAAGAUUGA
This is a messenger RNA of Naegleria fowleri, 2034 nucleotides long. RefSeq lists its product as uncharacterized. Bases 1 to 2034 code for a protein of 677 amino acids. The transcript is spliced from 3 exons. The record is from RefSeq and is a predicted model, not a curated record. Lineage: Eukaryota; Heterolobosea; Eutetramitea; Acrasida; Naegleriidae.